Beauveria bassiana ARSEF 2860 is the source of this 588-nucleotide messenger RNA. Its product is annotated as WSC domain protein. The transcript has 2 exons. Bases 1 to 588 code for a protein of 195 amino acids. The record is from RefSeq and is a predicted model, not a curated record. Lineage: Eukaryota; Fungi; Ascomycota; Sordariomycetes; Hypocreales; Cordycipitaceae.
AUGAAGUCAACGCUGCUUUUCUGCGCAGGGCUGGCGAACCUCCUGCCUCUGACCACGGCCGACGCGGAGCCUUUUCUGAGCUACGACGUCAAUACCAUCAAAGAUUGCAGUUUUUGGUAUGACAACUAUGGAACCAGGACCUGGCUGGAGCAAGCAUUCCUACUGCGUGGGCGUCAUCGCGGAAUUGAGUGCUCAAUGAGCAUCACCACCACCACCUCUACCUCAACUUCCACCCCGACCCCGACCUCGACGCCGCCUCCUAUUUGGACAGACCGCGGCUGCUACGCGGAUGCGCCUUACCGUCCGUUACAGACUCAGCUGCCGGCUCCGGCUGGCAACGACAUGACCCGCGCCAAGUGCGAGAGCAAGUGCUGGAGCGAGGGCUACCAAUACGUCGGCUUCAAGGCCGGCACCGAGUGCUGGUGCGGGCACUACAUUGACGGGUCACACACCCCGUUCCAAUCAGACUGCCGCGCGCCUUGCGCGGGCAACUCCUCCGAGGCCUGUGGCAGCGACGAGGUCUUUAACGUCCUCGAAGGAAACGACCCGGGAUUCACCUCGUUAGAGUUAGGAUUACACGCGCUUUGA